CAAAGAAAAUAACUCUUUUUUCUUUUUUUUUUGGGGAGUAAGCCAAACAAAUAAGACUUUUGUUGUGGUUGUCUUUGUUUAUUAAGCCAGACUCUCUGAUAACAAAAGAAGUGGGGAAAAAACUAUCCCAAAAGCAACCAACACAUUUCUCUAUCUCUCUUUUAUUUUUCUAUUUCUUUCUCUCUCUUUGUUCCAUGGACUUGCAACUGAAACAAUGGAGAAGUCAGCAGCAGAAUGAGUCAGAAGAACAAGGUUCUGCAAGUAAGAUAUCAAACUUUUUCUUUGAUCAGAUUCAAUCCCAAACUGCAACUUCGGCUGCUGCUCUUCCUCUCUUUGUCCCUGAACCCACCACUUCUUCCUCGUUCUCAUGCUUCUCUCCUGACUCUUCCUCUUCCUCUUCCAGGUUUCUCAAGAUGGGAAACUUCUUUAGCUGGACACAGUGGCAAGAACUUGAGCUUCAAGCACUGAUCUACAGAUACAUGUUGGCUGGUGCUUCAGUUCCUCAAGAGCUCCUCUUACCCAUCAAGAAAAGUCUCUUCCACCAAUCCCCUUUGCACUUCCUUCACCAUCCUCUUCAACAUAACUUCCCUCAUCACCAACCUUCUUGGUAUUGGGGAAGAGGAGCAAUGGAUCCUGAGCCAGGGAGGUGCAAGAGAACAGACGGGAAGAAAUGGAGAUGUUCGAGGGAUGUUGUAGGUGGUCACAAGUAUUGCGACCGUCACAUCCACCGUGGUCGAAACCGUUCAAGAAAGCCUGUGGAAACCGCCACAACCGCCGCUACAAACGCUGCCACAACCACCGCAUCUUCUUUUGUCUUAGGCGAGGAGAAUGGUCGUGGACCAAACAAUUUACUCUUCUCCUCUGGUUCUUCACAUUCUUCAUCUCAACAUCUCCACCUUAAUAGUCAUCAAAGUUGUUCCUCAGAGAUGAAACAAGAAGGCAACACCAACAAGAGGCCAUAUGAGGCUCAAAGUGGAUUCAACAAUGGAAGAUCAGACGAUGGUCACAUCUUGAGGCAUUUCUUUGACGAUUGGCCACGAACAUCCGACUCUACCUCAAGUCCAAUGAGCUCAUCGACUUGUCAUCUUUCGAUCUCCAUGCCUGGUAACACUUCCUCGGAUGUUUCUCUAAAACUUUCCACAGGCAGUGAAGAAGAAGAAGAAAACAUGAGAAACAACAAUGAGAGGGAGCAACAACAGAACAUGAAUUGGUGGAGCAGUGGAAGCAAUAACCACAAUAUGGGUGGACCAUUAGCUGAAGCCUUGAGGUCAGCCUCGUCUACCUCUAGUGUUCUUCAUCAGAUGGGAAUCUCAACUCAAGUCUUUCAUUGAAGGAAGUGUUAAGAAAACCAAAUCAAGUCCUCUUUUUAGCUUCCUUUGAAUCUGCAAUUUCUUCAGAUAUUCUUCUCUGAAUUGUUUUUGUGUUUUGUUUUGUUGUGGUGAUGUUGUUAGGCCAAAAUGCCUGCUUUUGGAAUUGUUUCCGUUCUUCCCUCUGAAGAAAUAUUUAUGUCUAAAGUUUGAGACUUUGUAUAAGCAAUGUGACUUUGUUUUGCAAUGCAAAGUAAUAUGAUCCUCUU
Eutrema salsugineum is the source of this 1576-nucleotide messenger RNA. Its product is annotated as growth-regulating factor 4. NCBI's taxonomy places the organism in Eukaryota, Viridiplantae, Streptophyta, Magnoliopsida, Brassicales, Brassicaceae. The record is from RefSeq and is a predicted model, not a curated record. Gene Ontology annotation, cellular component: nucleus. The transcript is spliced from 4 exons. Gene Ontology annotation, molecular function: ATP binding. Bases 195 to 1331 code for a protein of 378 amino acids. Gene Ontology annotation, biological process: regulation of DNA-templated transcription; DNA-templated transcription; developmental process.